Hipposideros armiger (great roundleaf bat) is the source of this 2816-nucleotide messenger RNA. It is a transcript of the gene PRKAR1B, whose product is annotated as protein kinase cAMP-dependent type I regulatory subunit beta. The coding region runs from base 124 to 1266 and encodes 380 amino acids. The record is from RefSeq and is a predicted model, not a curated record. NCBI's taxonomy places the organism in Eukaryota, Metazoa, Chordata, Mammalia, Chiroptera, Hipposideridae. The transcript has 11 exons. Gene Ontology annotation, molecular function: protein kinase A catalytic subunit binding; cAMP binding; cAMP-dependent protein kinase inhibitor activity. Gene Ontology annotation, biological process: negative regulation of cAMP-dependent protein kinase activity. Gene Ontology annotation, cellular component: cytosol; cAMP-dependent protein kinase complex.
GGGGUGGGGUCUUCGCCGCAACCCCCGGCCUGCCCGGGAGGCCCCACCGCGGUGGAGGGACCCGGUCCUGCGGCUUGUCGUGAUUCCGACGCUGAGGCCCCGGGAGGCAGGGAGCCGGUCACCAUGGCCGCACCGGCCUCCCACCAGCUGGAGGAGGACGAGAGCCUGAAGGGCUGUGAGCUGUACGUGCAGAAGCACGGCGUCCAGCAGGUGCUCAAGGACUGCAUCGUGCGCCUGUGCAUCGCCAAGCCCGAGCGCCCCAUGAAGUUCCUGCGGGAGCACUUUGAGAAGCUGGAGAAGGAGGAGCACAGGCAGACCUUGGCGCAGAAGUCAGCCUCCCAGUCCGACUCGCACGAUGAGGACGUGUCCCCGACGCUGCCCAACCCGGUGGUGAAAGCCCGCCGGCGCCGUGGGGGUGUGAGCGCGGAGGUGUACACGGAGGAAGACGCCGUGUCCUACGUCAGGAAGGUCAUCCCCAAGGACUACAAGACCAUGACAGCGCUGGCCAAAGCCAUCUCCAGGAACGUGCUUUUUGCUCACCUGGACGACAACGAGAGAAGUGACAUAUUCGAUGCCAUGUUCCCCGUCACUCACAUCGCUGGGGAGACUGUCAUACAGCAAGGGGACGAAGGAGAUAACUUCUAUGUAAUCGAUCAAGGAGAAGUAGAUGUGUAUGUGAACGGAGACUGGGUGACCAGCAUCAGCGAGGGUGGCAGCUUUGGGGAGCUUGCCCUCAUCUACGGCACCCCCAGGGCGGCCACUGUGAAAGCCAAGACUGACCUUAAGCUCUGGGGCAUCGACCGUGACAGCUACCGCCGCAUCCUCAUGGGCAGCACGCUGAGGAAACGCAAGAUGUACGAGGAAUUCCUCAGCAAGGUCUCCAUCCUGGAGUCCCUGGAGAAGUGGGAACGCCUGACGGUGGCUGACGCCCUGGAGACCGUCCAGUUUGAAGACGGAGAGAAGAUUGUGGUUCAGGGGGAGCCUGGAGACGGCUUCUUCAUCAUCACAGAGGGCACGGCUUCUGUCCUCCAGCGCCGGUCCCCCAAUGAGGAGUACGUGGAGGUGGGACGCCUUGGGCCCUCCGACUACUUCGGGGAGAUCGCACUGCUGCUGAACCGGCCGCGGGCAGCCACCGUGGUGGCCCGGGGGCCCCUCAAGUGUGUCAAGCUGGACCGGCCCCGCUUUGAGCGUGUGCUGGGCCCCUGCUCCGAGAUCCUGAAGAGGAACAUCCAACGUUACAACAGCUUCAUCUCCCUCACCGUCUGAGCCCGCCCGCCCUGCCGCCCGCCCGGCUCCUGUGUGCUGGCUACUCGUCUGUGUCCCCGAGGCCACAGUGGGGGGAUGGGGAGGGGGGGUUGGUGUCCCAGCAGCGUGGGGACAGCCCCUCCCUCCGUUCUCACAUUUGGAAUAAAAUAGUCACCUGUGCAGUUCAACACAAACGGCGAACGGAGGCCCAGGAGGCCCCGCCCCGAUUCCCACGCCCCUUGCUUCUCUCCGCCUGCUUGGGCUCCUUUCAGGGAACCCUCCCUCUGCCCAUAUCUUCUGGGGGACGAUGGCACGUGGCGACCCCCAUGGCUGAGGGGUCGGACUGUGGGAGUCCAGGCGGCCCUGUCCCGGGGACUGGCCAGGUCCCGCUGGAGCCGAGGGGAGGCUGAGGGCCACACCACUCUGUCACCCUCCUCUCCAGAGGCCGGCCAGGCAGCAGGGCUCUGUGAUGUGAGGUCACCAGGUCUGCAGUCUAACCUAGGGCAGUGCUGUCCAAGGGGGUGUCCCACAGGCCCCUCCCUCCCACGGCCCUGUGGAAGGUGCCAGGGCUGGGAGGGCCUCUGAUGACAAGUCGAUCCCCACCUCAGAGAGGAGGCAGACCCCCAGUCAGGUCCUGACCCCACGUGGAUGUUUACAGUGCAUGUCGGGUGGUCCGGGACACUGGCCAGUUUGCCAGACAGGCAGAUACCCCCGCCACCCUCGCUGGGCCGAAGACGCCCAGGACGGGAAGGAGACACCGUGUGAGGCUGGGCUUUCCGAGACCCGGUGAGCGCUGUUCUCUCGUAGUCGGGGGACCCGCUUCUGGGAGGCCUGGUGAAGAGGGGCCAGAGGAGGGAUUCCGUCAGACAUGCGCUGGAACCAGAGCCCCUGUGACUCACCCUCCGGCACAUGUGUCUCCCUUGGGGCAGGCGGCCUGGGCCCCAUACGCCCAAGUCGUCGGUCCGUUGAGUCCCAUAAAAUUACCCUCAAUCCAACAGCCUGAGCCCCAUUGGCGGGCUUGGGCCACGUGGUAGCUUCUGGUGACUUGAAGUAGAGUGGAAAGAGUGCUGUGCACCCGAUCUGGCACCUUCCUGGCCAUGUCUGGGGGCUGCCUGGGAGCGGACCCCACGGCCUGUGGAUGCUUCUGUGACAUGUAUCCCCCCACCGUUUAUCACGAUGUCCUCAGUGCUGCAUGCGCCAUUAAAUGUGCAAUGAAGUGCCUCACUACUUGGGCAUUUUCAUCUGAAAGCAUUAAUGGAAGGUUUUUCUCGUUGUUUUUUUUUAUUGUGGUAAAUAUUCAUGACAUAAAACUUACCAUUUCCACCAUUUUUGAAUGUCUAGUUUGGGGCAUUAGGCAUUCACACUGCCAUCACCACCAUCUGUCCCUGUAACUCCAUCGUCCCAAACUGAAACUCUGUCCCCAUUAAACUCUAACUGCCCCCCCCGCCCCCUCGCAGCCCCUGCACCAACCGUUUGUGCAGUAACUCAUUUAAUAAUGUGUUUUAUUUAACCCUAUCCAAAAUAUUCCCAUUUCCACACAUUAUCAAUACAGAGAGAUUAAUGAGAGAUGU